Trichechus manatus latirostris (Florida manatee) is the source of this 1137-nucleotide messenger RNA. It is a transcript of the gene SMCO2, whose product is annotated as single-pass membrane protein with coiled-coil domains 2. Lineage: Eukaryota; Metazoa; Chordata; Mammalia; Sirenia; Trichechidae. Bases 1 to 1137 code for a protein of 378 amino acids. The transcript has 9 exons. The record is from RefSeq and is a predicted model, not a curated record.
AUGGCAGCCCAAGUACACAGUGAGGAUUCUUUUUCUAAGAGAGGGGAAACAGGAGCAGGUUUGCAAAGAGGCGAAGUGACCAUGCAGAGACAGAGCCUGAAGAUUGCUGAAGAUGUUGCUCUCACACUAACAAAUCUAAAUGACAAGAAGUCUCUGCAGAUGAAGACAGUCUGGGAUGAACGCCAACAACUGACCGAGAAUGACAGCUUUCUCCAAAACACCAACGCAGCUGAAGGUGCAAUGCUGAAUUUGCAGAGCAAAAUUACCAAAAUGGACUACAUCUUGGACCGAUCAGACGAUGAGGACAACAUUUUCUCUGAAAACCCUCAAAAUGACUUCCUUCACCAGGAUAUGUUGCAGAUGGAGGCUGAGCAGGACCAGAAUCUGCAGCAUGAGCAGAAUGAGCAAGAAACAGCUCAUAUUCAACAUGAGGAUCCUCAAAUGCCCACAUCUCUGCAGUUUUCAGAGGAGAACAUCUCUGUACUGAGUCAAGAGAACAUGGUCUUCAAGUUAAACCACUGGAAUGGAAAGAUGGAUGUACAAGUGAAAGAACUUAAUCACAUAGGCUGGAUGGAGAAAAUUAACAAUAUUAUACGAAAAAUAAAUGUAACAAAAAGCACAAUGAAGAGCUUAUUAAGUGAGAUGUUGUCCCUGGAGGGCCAAAUUGAAAAACUGGAUUCCCACCAGGACCUUUACCCUAAUCAGGGAGCAAACACCGAGGCGGAUGCUUGUAAUGAAGCUCAUGAAUUAAAGGAGAAACUUCUUGAGAGAGUGGAGAACUUUUCCAAGGCCAUAACUCUGAUGAAUAGAAACCAGGGGGAGUACCAAAUGCAAGAACAGAAAACAGACUCUCCCAGUCCCAGAGAAAUGGAACCACUGCUUCCUCAGGCUCCAUCACCCCCUUUAGUGGAAAACUCUCCUCCUCGCCCUACAGAGUGGAAACAUGCAUUGAGGAUUUUCAUCUUGUUUUGUAUCCUCACCUUCAUUGGACUUUCAUGUUACAUACUAUUCUUUGAUCCUACAUUUAUCUUUGAAAGGAUGCUCCCUAAAAUGCUUGGUCGCCAAAGAAUGUGGGAACUACGGGAGAUUAUCGCUCCUUUCUUGAAUUUGGAAGUGGAAGACUUGUUACCCUCUUAA